This is a messenger RNA of Blastomyces gilchristii SLH14081, 1942 nucleotides long. Its product is annotated as thiol methyltransferase. The transcript is spliced from 2 exons. Bases 469 to 1338 code for a protein of 289 amino acids. The record is from RefSeq and is a predicted model, not a curated record. Gene Ontology annotation, molecular function: S-adenosylmethionine-dependent methyltransferase activity. Lineage: Eukaryota; Fungi; Ascomycota; Eurotiomycetes; Onygenales; Ajellomycetaceae.
AAGUAACCCGUGCAUCUAUUUUCCAUUUUAAAACCCGUAAAAGGACAAUUGCCCGUGGAACAAUCUCACCAACAGUCAAUCUGAAGUAGGCUCAACUAAAACAGUCCCUAUACUAGAAAAAAUAUAUCCUCAAGAUCACAUACAAAGGGUUGAUCGAGGUUUCCGACCUUCACAUAUGCCUCUCAGGUACCUAUAGGUAGGUCUGCGACACAAAACAAACAGAUGCAAACAUCCACUCUAUAGUUACCACCAAUGAGGCGCUUUCCGGUUGGAGCGGACUUAAAUGCAUGGACAGUAUCAACCAGGCAAUGAUCCUCUGUCAUCGGCUUCGCAAUUUCAAAUUCCAUUCUGAUCUUGACCGAAAAUACGUACUGUUCACGUUCACGUUUACCGCUACUGCUCUUAACUACGAGCUCCGGAUCCAAUACCCCGCCAUUCAUCCCGCCACCUACGCCUGUAGACUCCACCAUGUCCAAACCAUCCCUAACUCAACCCAAAUUGAGUGACCAUUUCUCCAAAUUCCAACUGGAAAACCAGGUUGAAGCAUGGGAUGAGCUCUGGAAGAACGAAACCACACCCUGGGAUCGCGGAGAGUAUAACCCCGCACUCGAGGAUACCCUUCUCCAGCGCCGCGGGCUCCUGGGAACUGCACUUCAAGAUGACGAGGUAACGGCAGCACCGCGGGGAGCAGAGAGUAACGGCAGGAGGAGGAAAAGAGCUCUUGUUCCCGGAUGCGGGCGGGGUUUUGAUGUUUUCCUGCUGGCAGGGUUUGGAUAUGAUGCGUACGGGUUAGAAUACAGUGAGACUGCUGUGGAGAUUUGCCGCCAGGAAGCUGCUAGGGUUGGGGAUAAUAUUCCAGUGCAGGAUCAGCGCAUAGGUAAAGGGAAAAUUACGUUUGUUCAAGGGGACUUUUUUAAGAAUGACUGGUUGGAGACGAUUGGUGUUAAGGAGGGAGGGUUUGAUCUCAUUUACGAUUAUACGUUCUUUUGUGCAUUGAACCCGGCCCUUCGCCCGCGAUGGGCCGCCCGUAUGACCCAGUUGCUGGCGCCGUCGCCAAAUGGAAACCUAAUCUGUCUCGAGUUCCCUGCUGCGAAGGACCCAGCAGCAGCAGGGCCUCCGUUCGCAUCCCCUCCCGCAGCUUACAUGGAACAUCUUAGCCAUCCUGGGGAGGAUAUUCCGUAUGAAAACGGCCAUAUUAAAACGGAUCCGUUGAAAGAGGCGAGUCCUGCUGGACUGGAGCGCGUCGCCCAUUGGCAACCAGAGAGGACACACGAGGUCGGUAAAGACGAUAAUGGAAAUGUCCAGGACUGGGUAGCAAUUUGGCGUCGCCGAGAUUAAUAUGGAAAAAGGGGUUUGUGGAAUUGUCGGCCUGAUGCCGUCAUUUGUUCGGCGUUAUUCGGAAACUCCCCUCUGUAUAAUUUCCAAAUUAAAUACUCUGAUCUUCAAGAAGCUUUUGCUAGGGCGUUGUAAUGUUCCCCCAAUCCAUACGUGUGUCGAUAAUAGGCGAGCCAUAUUGUUUUGUUGUCUUCCUUGUUGUUAUUUUGGGGUUCAAAUUUCUCGAUUCGUCCAUCUCCUUGGACAACAUUAACAUGGACAUUGUAUGCUUGGGCAAUAGCCUGUAGUUCCAGCUGACCUCCCCAUUCUGCAGUGGCUCUUAUUUUGUGAACGUACGUAGGCAAGGGUUCUUCGAUAAAUGGCGCAAAAUCGUCUGCGUGGUUUGUAAUAUAUCUGGCCGUCGUAUCUCUAACGGUUUGAUACCCGCAUUUGGGGCCUGACCCUUCCUUAGUUGACGGAGACGCGCUUAGAGGGAUACCCUUGUCCCCAAGUUGAGUAGCAACAGCGGCAUAGAGACAAUGUCCGUCAGGGCGAAUUUCCGUCUCUUUUAGCCCAAGGCGAGAGAAUACUGCAUCCAUGUUCUUCCUCUCGUUGCCCCUAUGAUCUG